This is a messenger RNA of Myzus persicae (green peach aphid), 524 nucleotides long. RefSeq lists its product as uncharacterized. The transcript has a single exon. The record is from RefSeq and is a predicted model, not a curated record. Lineage: Eukaryota; Metazoa; Arthropoda; Insecta; Hemiptera; Aphididae. The coding region runs from base 87 to 524 and encodes 145 amino acids.
AUGAGGUGCCCAAAGCGCUGCUUUUCCGCGAGAUCGUCAAGCCCGGGGGUUUAGGCGAUCGCCGGCCAUCGCAGCUACUUCGCGACAUGUGCAACAGUAUGCCGCCCGGCAUAGGUGAAGAUGCGUUAAAGGAAUUUUGGCUACAGAAACUCCCGUCGAACGUUACCGCCAUCCUCGUUGGUCUUGACGCAUCGUUGGACGAACUAGCCACGCGCGCAGACCGUAUAUUGGACGUUUCCAACCCGCAGAGCGUCGACGUCCUAUCCAAGGAACAGUUCAGUGACCUGGCCGGCGCUGUGUCCACGUUGUCGCAGCAGGUCAAGUCCCUCACAAAAAUCGUCAACUCCGCAGGAGGGCCCUCGCAAUCGCGAUCACGGGCACCCGCGCGUUCUGACACGCAACAAUCAGGGGAUAUGUGUUUCUUCCACGCUAGAUUCGGCAAUAAAGCACGCACCUGUCGCCCGCCGUGCAGUUUUAAACAGGAGCCGCGGGAAAAUCCCACGUCCGCGCCCGCGGAAAACUAA